AUGUGGCGUGACGACAGCCCUGAGCCUGAGCAGGCGAACAAGAGUGCUGAAACUUCCCCAGAUCGAUCCUCAAAAUGGGGGCAAAUAACUGUUGCUUGUAUGGAUAAGAAGGCUACAUGUGAUGAGGUUGAGCGGCUCCGUCAGCGAAUCAGAGUCGCAGAAAAACAAGUCGAGUUCUUUCAGGAAGGUCGGCUUCUUGCAGAGGAGCAGGCUCAUCAACGAGGUGAGCUGCUCGAAAAUGCCAUUCGGGAAACAGAAGUCGCCAGAAAAGAGAACCGAAUCCUCAUGACCAAAAUCGCAAGCCUGCAAGCUGGGGUUGAGAAGUUUUCAGUUGAAGAAGCUAAAAGCGAGAUGUGUCGACUCUAUAACGAUCUUGCAUACUGGAGGUUUACUCAUUUUGCGGCAAAGCCAACAACUCAUCAAAGAAACGAUGCUACACCAAGACCAGACAUCCUUGAUAUUUCGACAUUGGACAUUAUCCAAUCCGACAUUGCCGCCCUGAUCUAUCGGUCGUUUUGGAACCGAUUUAUGGUAGGAACCGAGCCAAUUUGGGGGAAUUAUCUCUCUAAGCUGGACUCCGAAAUUGAUAAACAAUGUAAGCGCUCGGAAAAGAAUCAUCACUGUCACUCUUCUCUAACCUCGGAAGUUUCUAACCUGAUCUCCCGGCAUUGGCGAUGCGCGAUGAGCACUGCUGUCGUGUCAUUGGGAACCCCCAGUUUACAAGAACAGUGCAACUUGAUCAUCGAGAAGGUGGAAGCCUGUUUCGGUCGCUACGCUACUACCGACAGGCCGAAACGAAUGCAACAACUACACGACAUCAUUGCACGCUGCAUCAAGUUAAAGCACAAACUGGACUGUCAGGAAGACAGAUACAUCUUCUGGGGCAGUUACCAAUACGGGCUGCCGUUCCGGGAUGAGAAAAUGCGCACCCUCAAAGAGGAGGAGAGCUCGGAUGGAUUGGUUCAGGCUAGCCUGUGGCCUGGUCUAUACAAGAUCGUUCAAAAGGGCGAAUGGUCUAUUGUUGAAAAAGAAAUUGUUAAAAAGAUUCCCCCAGUGACCCCUUCGGUGGAAAUGAGCGAUGAGAUGGAAUCCCACAAAGGUGACCCAAACUUGGAUGAGGUUUAA
Penicillium digitatum Pd1 is the source of this 1125-nucleotide messenger RNA. The record is from RefSeq and is a predicted model, not a curated record. NCBI's taxonomy places the organism in Eukaryota, Fungi, Ascomycota, Eurotiomycetes, Eurotiales, Aspergillaceae.